AUGUACUUGGAUUCAGCGGCUCCUCCAUGCCAGGACUUCAUUCAUCCAAGAACAGAUGUUUCGGAUUGUCCCCAACGUAAGCAUCUGUGUGAAAAUCCCGUCUACCGUCAAUUAAUGGCUGAGCAGUGUCCGUUA
This is a messenger RNA of Strongylus vulgaris, 135 nucleotides long. NCBI's taxonomy places the organism in Eukaryota, Metazoa, Nematoda, Chromadorea, Rhabditida, Strongylidae. The record is from the annotation of a GenBank genome assembly.